UCCUUCCGUGGAUCAACCUUAGAAUCAAUUCCAUCGCCCUGGCACCAUAACCUUCCCACGGGUUGGAACUUCCUCAUGGUUGCCUGAGCUGUUAGGGCGUGAACUGCUCGCUGCUCAUCAUGUUCAAGGCCCUUAUGGGCGGGGGCCGCUCCUCCUCAGAUGCCCGCAGCAGUUCGAGUUCCAAGAGCAGUAGUCGCCGCCGUCGCACCGACUCGAAAUCCUCUACAGUGAGCCGCAAAUCUUCACGGGGUGACGACCGUGAUCGUGGUUUGGGCGAUCUAUCGACCUAUUCGUCUUCCGCAACUCGUAGCAGGCGGUAUGCGCCCAGUGCGACAGCCGAAUCGGUGGCUUCGAGCUAUGCGACAGCAGAACAGGGCUUUCCCGGCGAACCCGACCGUAUCGUGAUCGAGCGAACCCCAAAACGGAGGGACUCCGAUAUUACGGAACCGCGCGAGCGCUCCCAGAACAAUGGAGAAAGAGAAGACAUAUACUCUCGCAGGCGUGAGCGCGCAAGGUCACCCAGUCGCGAGCGUGAGCGCACGCGAUUGGAACGGGAUGAACGCAGGAGCGAGGUGCUUCCGAGUAGACGCGAAUCCGAGCGUGCAGAGCGACGACGACGGACACAAUCGGGCGAGAGUUACGCAUCAGCGCUCGCUGGAGAUAUACCUGCAUCGCGGUCCAGAACUGAUUAUGAUAUCUCCGGACUCCCUCCUCACGCUGCGCAUUCUUAUGACCCGGUCCCAGUCACCUCAAUGCCGGGCCCCCCGAAUGUACCGGCGUUCUACGAUCCUCAUGUGCAACAGCAAUUCCCCGACCAGUUCCCUACUGACUUCGCGGAGCCAUACAGGCCGCCAAACCCUGCCGGGGAGGCUGCUGAUUAUUAUGGCGACCAAGGCCAGUCGGUUCAUGAUCAGCCCGGUGUCCGUCCAAAGCCUCAGAUGGUGAUUCCUAGUAGCCAAGCGCAUCUAAUGACUGCUUCUCCGGUCCCUAAUCCACCACCCGAGCCCAGUAGUAUGGGCCAGGUCGGCGCAGCCGCUUCGUACUAUGACGACGAUACUACUCCAGAUGCUCAGCAGGGUCCAGCCCAAAGCACCUCAGCUCCAGUUCCCAAGCCACAGAAGCCACAGAAACCAUCUGUUCACAUGGCAGAGGACUCAAUGCCAGUGGUCGCCCCGGCCGCUUCCGUGACUACUGUCGAAGACGUGGAGCCUCUUUACACCGAGUCUCCUUCGACCUACGCUCCACCGAAUUCAUCGAUUGCACAUGCUUCUUCCCCUCCGCAUGGGGUGGGAGCAACAGUUGGCGCGUCGGCGGCGGCGGCGGCAGCAGCAGCAGUAGCAGCAGGAGCAGGGUACACGAUGGGACACCACCCCCAUGCGUCGAGCGUCCAUUCCUCCCAAUACACCAUGCAAAACUAUGAGGAGCUUUCCCAAGCUGGGCCGAGUCACGGUGGUCCUGCAGCAUACCCCUCUCACCAGGAGGCAGCCAUUCAUGCGGCGGGUGUCGGGUACGCAGCAAGUCCACUCCAUCCGCAUCAUGCUGCCGUUCAUCAUGGUGCCCCCUUCCAAUCCGGAAGCUUGGCUUUUCAACAACGCCAGCGUGGCCCUUUGGACAAGAUCAUCGACUUUUGGCGCGAUACGGAGGCAGUAGGCAUGUUUGAGGACUAUACGGAAUCCAUCGGUGUCUGCAAGUAUUGUUUCGAGCCUGGCACAACAUCCAGGGAUGCACCUCGCAAGCACAACCACAAUUCUCGGCGCAGCCCAGUCGAUCGUUAUAGCACUGGCUCUCGCGUCGAGAAAGCAAGUCGCUAUACAUCUUCCGACGAGGAAAGUAGACGGCGCAAAAGGUCGUCCGGAAGCUCAUGGCUGCCCGGCUUGCUUGGAGGAUAUGCAGUCAAGUCGAUCUUUAGCAACAGGGAAUUUGACGAAAGUUAUAGCAUUCAAUCAGGACGAGUAGCGAGCUCGCGACAAUCGACUCAUAGCAGUGAGGAUGCAUCAACAGCUGGCCGCCGAAGUCAGACGUCUCGUGGCGUGUACCGCAGAUCCAAUCGCAGCAGGUCGCCUGAGCGGACUGCCCGAAGCUCUUAUUCGGAUACGAAAACUAGUAAAACCGAGGCCAACCGGGUUCGCUCUCGUUCAAGGUCCAGAUCCUCAUCCCGGACCCAGCGACACGCUGCCUUGAGAGAUGCAGCGCUGGGCGCUGCUCUUGGAGCGGCAGCCGUGUCCCAAUCUGAGUCACGCAUUGAAAACGGCAGCCGCGUUACUUCAUACAACAAGAAGAAGUAUCGAAAAUCCUCCUCUGAUGAUGAAUCUUUCGUGGACAUUUCAAGACCAACCCGGAAGUCUAUGAGUAGUGGUAUCAGCUCCUUCUUCAUGGCUUCCUCUGAAAACCGGCAGAAACAAUGGACCAAGAAACGCAGGGGGCUAUUCUCCUUCAACAACUCAUCCUCCUCGUCCCUGGAUGCCGAUCUUGCUUUCGGCAGCGGCUUUACCAGGAAGCUCAAGAACAAGUCCCAAAGGCGGAGAAAUAUGAAGGAACGAGACGUGGACACAGCAUUGCUUGAAUUAGGCGCAGCAGCAACGGCACUGGCCGCCUCGUCUCAGAGGAGAAGUCGACGACGGGGUGAGAUUCUUGCCGGCAAAAGCUAUCGGUCCGGGCGGUCGGAUUAUGCAUCGUCCGGCACUAACGAGGAUGGAUGGGAAGACUUGGACUCAGGCGAGCAAUCUUCGUCAAGUGUCAACUCCGGCCUCGCCUUCGGCGGCAGCGAGCUCUUCUCGAGCAGUGACUCUCAGCAGUCCUCUGACUCACAGCCAAGCAAGUGGACUUGGGGCUGGGGAAGCAAGACAAAGACAAAGAAGAAGAACAAAAGGAAACCCAGUCAGUCCGAAAAUAACUUCCCUGCUGGUGCUGCGGUGGCUGCCGGGCUGGGAACAGCUGCCCUUGCAUCAAGUUAUCACCGAGAUACAAAAUCCUCUAGUCACGAUACCAAUAGUGUCGCAAGUCUUCAGCAGGUGGCCCCGAUGCCCAUCAACGACUCUCCACACCAUAGUAGUUUUGACCGAUCGUCAAUACCUCCGCAUCAGCCACCCUUAGUUCGGCCAGGCCCCAUUCCGCUACAACAGCCGCAGCCUGUUACGCCAGUCUCACAAGCAGUCUACACUAGUCAAGGGGUGUCCAUACCCGCAUACACUGCGCCCAGUGGACUGCCUAUCUUUGAGGAAUCUAUUAUGCCCCAUGAGACAAGACUUUCCGGCAAGAGGAACGACGGCCGCUCCGACAGAAUCCGAGAGUAUGACACAACAAGCGAGAUGGCGUCGAAGGCCAGUCGUUCACACCGACGUAGCGAUUCUUCUCCCGUCUUUCACACGGAAGCUCUCGAGGGUGCUCCAGUGCCCGGCGUGCAGCGUCGCUAUACAGCCAAAGAGCAAGCGUCAGUUCAAUUUGAUCUGACAGAUGAACAGGCAGAGAAGGAGCGAAGCUCCACUAGACUGGAAGAAAUGAGACGGGAUGCCGAGAAUCAGGUUGGAGUACAACUUGUUGACCAUGAGCAGGAGGUAGCGGCCCGGGAGGCUGAGCAUCGAGCAAGCCGUCAAAGAAAACUGGAUCAAGACAGACGGCGAAGUGAUGAUGAGCGCUCACAUCACGACCGAGGCUCAUCGUCGUGGGUCGGUGCAGCGGCAACAGGCACUGUGGGUGCUGCUGUCGCGGCUACAGUGCUGUCCGGCCGGGGAUCUUAUGAUGAAGCAUCGGAAGCUGCUAGCCAGCGGCGCCACGAGGAACGACGAGAAAAGCGCAGGGCUGAAAGACGUCGGAAUUCGGACUCGGGCUCGGUAGCAUCAAGCCUGCCGAUGUCCGAAGCGUCCAAGGAUCCGUUGGAGGAAAGCCCGUCCGCAGACCGUCGACAAGAAAGUGUCAAGACCCAUGCAUUCAGGGACCUUUCUCGCAAAAAGCCGGUCUACGAUAACUAUGCACAAUUUUUCGCACCAGAGGAGCUUCGUUAUAGCCCUGAUACUUACAAGCGUCGGGAGCCCACCUCGAUGCCAACUAUCAUCGAAGCAGACCUCUCAAUGGAUUCCUUGCGUCUGGCCGAAGAGCCCCAUCCUGAGUACGCUGGCCUUCCGUGGCCUGUGCCAGCAUUGAAACUCAUCGAACCGACGCCGCCUCACAGUGCCAGUGGUUCCGUCAAAGGUGCUUCGUCGCCUAUAACAUUGGUCCCUGUGCACCCUCAAGAGAGCGAUCAACCGGAACGCCAGACAACUGGCUCACGUGUAUCGUGGGGCAAGCAUGAGACGCAUGAGUACGAGGUACCCUCAACCUCUUCUGAACUUGAAUCGGUCGAGGACUUCCCUGGGGAGCUGGAAAGAGAUCGACGGGGUGACCAGCGCUUAGCGCAAGACGUUCACGACAUUCCCCCAGAUUUUCAGGAGAUUCCUCGUUCCAGCAGCACAACCCAGCUAGAAAAUGCUGACAUAGAGUUCGCAGCUGCCGUAGCUGCAGCAACGGCCGCCGCCGGCUUCGACCCUUCAAUUGUCACAGACGACCCGAGUUACCAUGCGCCGACAUCAGCGGCCCCUGAAGCAAACAUCACCUUUGUCUCACCUUGGCAAGAAGCUGGCCAGCGUCGCGCACAGCCACACGGCUUUGUCGAAGGAGAAGUUGAGACUCCGGACGAGAAUGGACACGACAAACCAGUCGGAGAGUACUCCGGUGGUAACCGUUCUGUCAGCCCGGACCACGAACCUGGUGCGGUCCUGGACAAGAAUAGUCCCCCACGAGUCUCAAUUGCCCAGGGAGUCAUUGAGCAAAUUAGCCAGAGGAAGGAACCGAAAGCGAGUGGUGGGCAAAUGAGCAGCAGUAAGCCCACUGUAAUCCUUCGCGGUCCCCGUGAUGAAAUUGUAGCGCCUGUUGAAGUUCUUUCUAUGCCUGGUGGAUUCCACAUGGGAGAACUAUCGGGCCAAUCGAAGCCAUCCAGUGACUGGGAGACCGUAAACAAGGAUAAUUCAAGGUCCGUGGUCUCAGCGCCAAUUCUCCAAAACAUCGAUGUGGCUAGAAGCCAGAAUUUUGAAGAACAGAGUGAUAGUGAUUCAGGGCCUAGCGAAGAUGAUGGGUCAUCAAUAGCGGAAGCUGACACUGUGGGAAGGAGGAAAAGACGGCGCAAGAGACGUUCCAAGCGCGAUAGUGACAACUUUGAGGACACCACAUCAGCUGCUUCUUCCCUUUCUAGACUCAGGGAGACUGGAGAGAAGACCCGAAAGACGGAUGAGAAAGACAGAGAAAAACGGUCUGGAGGAUUUCUGAGCAAUCUCUUUGGCUCGAGAGUCUCAGAACCCUUAGCUAGCAGAACCUCCUCUGCCGAUAGGCGUUCCUCUCGAGAAGUUCACUCAGAGAUCGGCUCUCGGCGUAGAGACAAGUCUUCUCGGCGGCGGAGCUCUAGCCGAGCUGAAUCGCUUGAUAAUGAUUCGAGGAUUCGAAAGAGCAGUGGCCCGCAUGAUGAGAGCUUGACGGGGCCGGAUAAAGAGAAUAUCGACCUUGAAGGUUCUAAAUCUAGCAGGCAGCGAAGGGAGGAGCGACGGCGGCAAAGAUACGAAGAUGCUCGGGACUCUGGAAGGUCGAAAGGGUACGAGAAGGAACCAAGCUUCUCACAGGAAGCCGAUGAGCCACGGUCUUUUUUAGUGACCGGCCCCGAAUUACCAAGCCAGACAGACGAGGCUGAUUCGAGUCACGGGGCCUCGGGGUUUGAGGACUCUGCCAUAACAGGCUUGGGGCUUAACGUCUUGGGUCAGCGACUUCGAAGUCGAUCCGCGUCUCCGCCUGCUUCAGAGAAGACCGUUGAGCCUGCUCCCGUGUCACUGAGUAGACCCACUUCCCCUGAGUUGAAGAAGGCCCAAGAAGCUCAGGAUGAGGAAGCAGCAUCACGGUCUCGACGGUCAUCUGUACUGCGGGGGGUCGAUUCGCCUACGGCAGUUCCUCUGCAUUUCCGCCGGCCUCCUACAUCCCCUCGAACAACCCGAUCACCUUCACUCUCAUCCCCAACGCCUUCCCCAAGCUCUCCGACCCAGGGACGUCACCGCCGGCCAGCAUCAACAGAAUUUAAAAGCUCUCGAGAGAUAAGGCCCCUCUGGCUUGUGGAGCGGCAUAGCACCAGCAAGGCUGAGUCCCAGCUCGACGAGCCUCUGCCCUCGUUGCCAUCUAGCAAGACUACUUCAGCGAACGCGUCAGCUGAAGACCUAACAGCUCUCCCCGAGGAGAAGAAUUGGGAGUUGGUCGAUCUGAGUCAAUACAUUCAUGGACCUCCACAACCUACGGAUCUUGACUUGUCUAGUACCAGGGAAACAUCUGGGAUUGAUCAGCAUCACGAACUCCUUGAUUCUCAGCAGGGGACUCCCACCGCAAAUACCUUCAGCCACGUCUAUCAUUAUCCUCAAUCGAAGAAAGGGGGGUUGAGUUACGAGUUUCAUUCUCCCUCCGAGCUCCUUCAAGACGUAGACUCGUAUCCUGAUCUUCCCUCAUCCCCUACGCUGAACGGGUUACCGUCAGCCGAAGGUUCCGCACUCGGUCUAAAGGAUAACCACGGCAGGGAAGCUGUGCAGGAGGGCAUGGACGAUAUCUCUGAAAAACGGCCUUCCACCCCAGAGGACAAGCUUCUCCAAGCCUCAGAGACAAAUGAGACAACGCCGACUCAAGUGAAGACCUCUUCCCCGACGCCAGCGCACGCAACUGGUCAUAGACCGGAUUGCGCCGGGGUCUUUGUAGCGGCUGCUGCCGCUCUUUCCAACACAGAAGAUUCUGCUGGGUUGGAUUCAUAUGUGACGGAAGGCCAACCGGCGUCAGAGACUCAUGGAAAACAAGUCGGCAAUGAUUCCGCCAUCCAAGCGGCUCAGAAAGAGGAUCGCCUAGACGUUCUUGGGAAGAGCAGCCCAAGCCCAUCUAACAUUGAGGAGAGCCAUCUAGUCUCAACUUCUCAGCAGAACCUGCCCAAGGAAUUCAUAGACUGUACCGAUCCAGCGGUCGAGUCUUCCAUGGAUAAGUCAGUCGCCGCCCAAGAAGAGAGGAAGCCCGAAUCAGGUGAUUUUCUCAAGAAUGAUGUGGAGCAGACGAGAGAUUCGGGAACUCCGACUGUCGAGACACAGUCCGUAAAAUGCGAAGUUGGAACGGACGGCUUCAAUCCAGCAACAAGCGGCGAACCUGACACCGCUCGUCAUCUUUCCAUGGGCGAUGAACAGUCACGCGAAGAUGUGUUCAACUCCGACCUCCCAUCAAAGGCAGAUGAAGCCGAUACGCAGGAGCCCGAGCCAGGAAGUCCGGCUACGAUCAUCGCAGAGCGGACAUGGGAAGACAAGAUGCACGACAAACCUUCGGAGCCACACAUCGAAGGGGCCAGUAUCCAGGAAAUUGCAAAAUCAGUUAUCUUUAUGCCAUCUGAGACCCAAGAGCCGUUCCCAAGUACAAAUGACUCCGAGAAUGAACCCAACCAAGCAACAGAGGCAAUACAGUGGAAGGGAAAAGGGACUGAAGUGCCAGUCGAGGAUCAUUCAUCAUUGGAGCGGCUGCCCAAGAGCAUUGAUGACAAAAAGGACAGCAAGAUAGCCCAUGAAGAAGUUGUUGCUAGCGGCUCUCAUCCUACGAUUGAAACGCAGGACAUGCCUGUCAAUGAAACCGCUGAAAGCCAAUUGCAAGACCCAAUGAUUGGAGAUUCCGCAUCGAAGCUAUCGAAGAAGAAGAGCCAAAAGAAGAAGAAACGAGGCACAAGCAUUGAUUUGGUUGCUCCAGAGCUCCCAUCACCUCUCGAGGAGCCCGCUCAGUCGCUCGUACAGCAACCGAAGUUGGGGGCCUCAAACCCCACCGAGCCUGAGAAUGCACAAGACGCCCUGUCGCAAGAAGUACCCUCAGUUGAGCACGUCAACUUCGAGCAGCAACGGACUGCGACUGUAGAAGAGCCAGCGGGAUCGGCUUUGGAAGUAGGAUUGCCAUCGACCCAGCAGAUAACCAUUGUCGAACAAAACCCAGCUGAAGCUGGUGACUUUGAGCCGGCGGGGGGUCGAGUAUCAGUCAUGGAAGAGGUUCGCCUCUCGGACGGUGAUCGGUCCGGCAAGAGCCUCGAACAGAGAGGAUUGACUGAGACUGUCGGGCAAGACCGUCCGGCGAAACCUGAAUCGUUGUCCCCCACCGACGUCGAAGAGACAGCGCCAGACACCGUGCCCUCCAGCGGUAAGAAGGCCAAGCGCGAUAAGAAGAAAAAGAGAAAGAGCAAGGGCUUAAAUUCUAUCACGAACGAUGAAGGAUCAGCACCUAAUGAGACCGCUGAACCUGUCACUGAACCUGUCACUGAACCUGUUGCUGAGCCUGUCGCGGAGCUUGUUGCGGAGCCUGUUGCUGAGCCUGAUGCUGGGCCUGUUGCUGAGCCCGUUGCUGAACCUGUCACUGAACCUGUUGCUGAGCCUGUCGCGGAGCCUGUCGCGGAGCCUGUCGCGGAGCCUGUUGCUGAGCCUGUUGCUGAACCUGUCACUGAACCUGUCGCGGAGCCUGUCGCGGAGCCUGUCGCGGAGCCUGUCACCGAACCUGUUGCUGAGCCUGUUGCUGAGCCUGUUGUGGAGCCUGUUGCGGAGCCUGUUGCGGAGCCUGUUGCUGAGCCUGAUGCUGGGCCUGUUGCUGAGCCCGUUGCUGAACCUGUCACUGAACCUGUCACUGAACCUGUCGCGGAGCCUGUCGCGGAGCCUGUCGCGGAGCCUGUCGCGGAGCCUGUCGCGGAGCCUGUCGCGGAGCAUGUCACUGAUCCUGUCACUGAUCCUGUCGCUAAGCCUGUCACUGAGCCCGUUGCGGAGCCUAUUGCGAAGCCUGUCGCGGAGCCUGUUGCUGAGCCCGUUGGUGAGUCUAUGAAGGGGGAUGAUGUCGAGAAUUUCGAAGCCAGCAAGCAAAGCCCUGAAAUUGGCUCUACACAAGAGCUUGAUAAAACCUCCAUGGGCGAGCAUUCACUUGCCAAUUCUGACCCUGCGAAUCGAAGUAUUGAAGCUGUACCAGAGGAACUUGUUCCUUCCAGUGUGGAAUCUCCUGAAACAGCUUCAGAAAAGACCAAACUUGCGCAAUUGGACCCAAAUGUCGCGGAAGAAACGUGUCAGAAAUCUGGUGACGGACAUGCACCUAUUAAUCUUGAGGCGACUUUGAGCGGGACAGAGCUCGAAGAGCCCACCGCCAUUACUGGCGUGUCGACACCGAAUGAGCCCCUAGCCCCUGCAACAGAGUCUGGAGAUUGCAAAGCAUCUCAAUCUUUUGGCGAGCCGCUCGAUCUCAGUUCAGAGCCUGUCUCCAUGAAGACCGAUAGCAACCAAGAAGAUGUCUUUGAAGGCGCCGAGACGUUCAAAAGAUCCGAAGUCGUACCUGCAGAAGUUGAUGGUCUGCGCUCCGCUUUAGAUAGUAAGGUCGGCGGGACGGAGUCAUCAGCGGCCUUGGUAGAGGAUCAGACAAACAAGGACCCGACGGAGCUAGAAUCAGCUGAGGCGGAGCAGCACAAGAAUGAGAGCUCUGAUCGCACUGCUCAAGAGGAGCAGGCUGCCGACGAGAAACAUUCAAGUGCCCCUGUAACCGAGCCUCUUAGCGAAUACGCCUUCGUCACAGUGGAACAAAUUGACACAGCUAAAGCACCAGAGACAAUUGAAGCACAGGAUGUCAGCACGGAGGCUGAGCCUUCCCUUUCUCGCAAAAGCAGUAAAAAGAAGAAGAAGAACAAGCGCAAGAGUGUGAUUGAGACAACAACAGAAGCAUCCAGUGCUGAUGAUCUCCGAUCAGAACCCGCUGUCCAUGAAUCCGUUCUGAAGGCUGAGGAUGAAUCAAACACCGAAGCUAGGCCUGCGGAUAUCAUAGAGCCGGACGCGACCGGCGCAGAACCAUCAAAACCAGAGUCAUUGAAACAAGGCCACAUUGAAAAUGAGAAGCUGGAGCCUGGUGAGGAUCAAAAGCACCAGGGAAACGUCCCAAAAGCUGAGAGUGAUAAUCCAGAUGGGCGAGAAACAGAUGACACGAGCAGAUCGAAGAUGGACACCAAUACCGACGUGACCGAGGAAGAUCAACCAAAGAAGGGGGAGGGGAAGAAGAAGAAUGGCAAGUUAAAUGCUAUGACCGAUCCUGAGCACGAACCCAAGCUUGAGCCUGAGUCCGUGGCCGAAAUUAAUCGCGAACAACUCGUAGAUGCGGGCGUUGUCGCUCCUGAACCCCCGCGCCAAACAAGCGGUGAAGUUUCAUUCGACGAAAGCCAAGAUCUGCAGUCACAAGAAUUGAAUAACUCCCCUGAUAGAGUGACAGCGGACGCCAACGUUCCAGGCACAGAGCUUGAGCCCACUAGUCUUCUGGUGGAGCAUGCUGACGCCAAUGAUGACACAACACAUGUGCCUGCGCCAGAACAACCUAUAGUCGCCGAGUCUUUACCUGAAACCGAGCCUGACGCAGGAGAGGCUACACCGACUGGCAAGAAGAAUAAGAAGAACAAAAAGAAGAAGAAUAAGAGCCUGUCAAUCGUGCCUACUGAAGAUGUUGCUGUCGAGCCUUCUUCAGCGGGCUUGGAUGGGGCCUCAGCGGAUGCGAACACUCCUGCAUCUAUGGAAGUCUUCGCUGCAACUCAAGAGGUUCUCCCUGCAUCAAUGGAGAGGACCCCUGCUUCUAACGAAGAGGCUUCUGCGUUCACCGAAGAGUAUCCAACUCUAACGGAGGUUGCCGCCGCAACUACAGAUGUCGCGUCAGUACCUACUCAAGAUGCUCAUGCACAUGAUGAACUGCGAGCAGUUAUCGAGGACGCCCAGACUCGUACGGAGCCGGAGCUUGCUCCUUCAAGUCAAGAUAGAAAGCAAGAAUCUAUGCCUGUGAGCGAGGGAGUGAACACUACGAACGAGCUUUUAGAAGUCCAUCCGUCCGAGGAGCCUCAGAUGACCUCCGCACAAAAGAAGAAAGCCAAGAAAGAGAAGAAGAAGCUGCAGAAGCAAAGGGCCAAGUCUGUGGAUGACAUCUCACUUUCUGAGUCUGCAACACCAGUUUCCUCCGAGCGCACUCUGGAGACUGAGUUGGCAACUACCGAAGGAUCUUCAGCACCUUUAGAAUCUGCAGAGGUGGUUACCUCUGCAGCUAAGAACAAUAAGGAAGAAGAGCCCGUCCUGGGAAACGUCCAAGAUACCACCAGGGACGGGGUAGCAGCCGCAGCCAUAGAGGAAGCCACGGCGGCCGACGAAUCUGGAACAGUACCGGAGGACAAAGCGAGCGGUAAUGUGUUGAGCAAGGAUAAGUUUUCCGAAUUACAGGCAGCUUCGGAACCAGCCGACAAGUUAGCACCGGAUGAAGUUGACUUAAAGUCCUUGGUGGAGGAAUCGUCAAGCCCUGAUACACAACGGCUGCAGGAGCAGGAAAAGUCUUAUGCUGACAGUCGGGAUGUGAGGAUUGAGGACGAGACAACAACAGUUGUUCAGGAUACUUCAAAGCCGAGUACGGAGGAAUUCGAGGUUCUCAAUGAUACACCAAGGGACCUAGAACAACAAAUCCCUGACACUGGAGAACAACCGCAAGAGCAGCCCGAAACCGUCGUCUCUCCUGAACCUGGUCCGGCACCCUACCAUGAGGAGGCUAAAGUUGAGCUUGCUAAAGACCAGGAGGAGCACGGUGGAGAAGUGGAAGGCAUAAUAGAGGCUAAUACACAAGCCAGUACACCGGUUCAUAGCAUUUCCAUGGAUGAGGACACGGCUCGAGAUGCUCAUUCCAGCUUGGCUGGCACCGAGUCCGCUGACAACGACGAGCACCGCGGCGGUGAAGCUGUAGCUAGCCUGCAUGAAGAACCCAUCGACGAUGAGUCUCAACCUUCGACUUCAAUUAAAUCGAAGAAGGACAAGAAAAAGAAGAAAAAGAAAAAUAAGUCCUUAUCAUUUGAUGAAUCACCGGUCGCAGUUCCCGCAGAAGAAGCACGGGAGCUGGGUGAAGGGUCUUCUGCUGCAGAUGUCAACAUUAUUCCGAUUGCUGACGAUGCAGACGUCAGCGCAGCUGGUGACAUUACUUCUGACCAAGCGACGGACGAAAAUCAGCAUUCUGAGCAUGUACUCGCAGAAGAGGUCGUUCAGCAUUCUGAGGACCACCUCAAAUCUCCAUCACUGGAGAAAUCUUCGGUAGUCCCUUCGGACAAGGUUGCGUCGGAGCCCACAGACACCGAAAGCCAAGCUUUGGAGCCUACACCAGACCCACAGACAACGAAAUCCAAGAAGAAGGCUAAGAAGGACAAGAAGAAGCGCAAGUCUGUAUCCUUCGCAGAGGAACAGUCUACCGACUUGAGCGAGCCCGCUACGGAGGAGAGAGUACAUCAGGAAACCCUGCAGAACGCCGGAAAUAAUGUUCUAGCCGAGCAGAACCAGGCGACCGAACCGGCUCUUUCCGAUGAAGAGAUUCAAGGGCUGGUUGGUGAAACUGCUGUGUUGGAAAGUGAACUAGAUGCUGUCGAGGAGGCUACCUCAGAAAUGGAUGGCCCAGGCGCCAAAUCAGCAACUAUUCUGCCUGCGCAGGAGAUGGAGGAAGAGACAAUAGCUCGGGAAGUGGACUCAAAGCCUCAGGCGGCAGAUGAAGUCAUUCAAUCCACUCAACCCACUGAAGAGCCACAAGACGUGGAGUUAAGCUCUACUGCUCCAAGCAGCGCCCAAAGAGCGGAGGAAGAGCUAGAGAACACGGAUCCCGCUCUUGACAUCACAAGCCUACUAAGUACUGCCAUGGCCACGAGUUCAGUGACGAAUGAUACGUUCGGACCUCUUCCUAUUGACGAAUCCGAGCCCCAGACUCCCAUACCGAGUCCUGAGCCGGACGUCGGUUCCUCCAAGUCCAAGAAGGACAAAAAGAAGAAGAAACGGCGCAAAACAUUGGACUCUGCUGCAGAUACAAUCACAUCAGCGCCGGACUCUGAAGUUGACAUCUCUACAACAGAACUAGCAACUCUUGCUGAACCAGAGUUCUCAAAUGAGCCGGGUGUAGCGCUGGUUUCUCAGACUCCUGGGACCGAGAGUCCUGAGGAUACAGUACAGCAAGCCGAGGAGGCCGAGGAAGAAGCUAUUCCAAUGUCAGCUAAGGCGAGGAAGAAGGCAAAGAAGGAGAAAAGGCGCUUGUCAAAACUUCAAGAUGCGACCGACGCUGCAAUCGACUCCGCUGCUGAGAAUAGACCCGAACCCUCGUCUGAAGUCGCAGAUAUUCAGGCCGAAAUACCUCAAGACCGAAAUGAUGCUCAGUUGCCUACCGAGACCGAGUCCACGGAACCAUCGCAGGAGGCGGCAAUCAAACCUGCGGAAGAUGACGGUAAAGAAAUUCAGUCCCACGGCACCGAACUGCACGCCACAAACGAUGAAGAUCUGACUUGGACUGAUGAAAUGGUUCCGCAGGUAGAGCAACAGCCAGCAGCUUCGCCCGCUUGUCCUUCCCAACCCGAGCCUGAGAACCCCGAUAUCGCAGCAUUGCCAGCCAUUGCAGCCUCCAUUGAAGCAUGUGGAGACGGUAAAUCGAUCCGGGAGUUGUCGGGAGAGAUUGAUUCGUCCGCAGGACUAGAGUCGGCGCCAUUGGAGGACGCAAAGGAGGAGGAAUUGCCCACGCCACGCUCUGAAUUCCCGGACAAGGGAGUCAAAGACGAGCCAGUAUUAGCGCCAGCAGAGGAAGAAGCUGGCGAGCAACAUGCUACGAAGGCAGCGGAUGAUAUGUCAGCUCAGGGGAAGGUAGAGCACACAGGCAUUGCAUCGGGCAACAAGGGUGACUCCGAGAGCAAUGAACAAAAAGAGUCCCGAGAACUAGCUGUGUCUGCUGAGAUGGUUGCGAGUUUAGCCAAGGGCGAGGAGCCAGUCACGCAGCCCCAGGAUACGACUCAAGAGGUCGAUUCUAGCAAGGACAACUCUGCCCUUGAUCAAAAUCGCGCCAUGGAUCAAACCCGACGCAAGAAGUCCAAGAAAGACAAGAAGAAAGACCGCCGAGCAAAAUCAGCCGCCAGUGAGCAGCAACAACAGGAGCAAGAACUAGGUGCUAAGAGAGACUCUGAGGAAGCAGAACUCGGCUCACCAUCAACUCCCCCUGAUCAACCAAGCGAUGAGGUCAAGCUUGGACAAGAUUUUCUGGGAGAGACCGACCCUGUCACGAACGGAAGAGCGGAAGCGGAAGCGGGCAUCGCCAAUACUCAAACCGGUACCCUUGGUUACAGAGAGAUCGUCGAGGUUGGCAAUGAUAUGCCCCCUACGGACCCUGGUGAGGUCAAUAUUACAUCUGCUGAGCAGAUAUCGAGCCUUGCAUCUUUUGUGAGAAACCAGGAACAUGAGAUUUCUGAAGGAGAUGAUGUGGCGCCGGUUGAAGACCGGAAGGAUAGUGUCUUGGAGCAUAGUGCGUCUGCGGAUAUCGGGGCAAGACAUUCAGAAUCAGAAGCUAUCCGCAGGAUUAUUGCUCCUGAUGCCAUGUCUUCUGCGUUUGUGCCCGAAGGUGUUGCUGCUCAGGACUUAGCCUUUAUCGAUUCUCAAGAGGGAAUUGUUCCUGAGGAGGAGAUUCCGAAAGCACUUCCUUUGGAGGCUGCGCCUGAAGCUAUUGCUGAGGAAGAACUUACUAUCAAUGAGAAAGCCGUUCCUGAGGUUGUUCCUGAAGAGGUUUUUUUAGAAGAAAUUGCCAUUCAGGACAAAGUCGUUACUGAGGCCGAUCUUGCGAACAAGCCUGUCGCUGAAGACGUGUCUGGAGGUGUUUCUGAAGGACCAAGGGCUGAAGCGUCACAGGUGGUGGGGUUCGAUUCCUUCUAUCCAGAAGCACCAGUGACAGGAACUGCGGAGGCGAUAACUGGCUUUGAAGAUUUGGUCCUAGAAGAUGUGAAACAGGAGGCUCCGUCCGCAGAGACCAUGGAGCGAGAGGUCUCAACUUCAGCUGCUGCAAAUGAGGGAUCUCCGGAGGCAAGUGUUGUACCUUCAGAGCCUGUUACUCGAAAGACCUCGGCUCCAGUUUUGACGGCCGCAUCCGAUGCAAGCGAAACUUCAAAGGCAAUUGAUGAGUCUGCUUCCAAGAAGAAGAAAAAAGAUCAGACGAAGAAAAAAGGAUCGCUGUUCGACGGAGAGCAGACUGAGCUUCUAGAGCAUCAGAAGCCAGAAGAACCGAGAGUUGAGGAUGAUCAGGAGCCUAUUGAAAUGAGCAAGCCAACAGAGACAUCCGAAGCAGUAGAUGGAGGACUUGUGGAUCUCAAAGGGGUUCCAGAAAUGAAGGCCGGAUCGAGCGGUGAACAGGGAGCUUCAGGCUCGCAAGAUGAGACUAAGACGCCGGGUUCUGCUGCAGCCGAGGCAAGCAGCGAUCAUGAAGGUGAGCAUGAGCAAAAGCCAGGGCCAGGUGACUCUCAGGCACAAGAACCAUCGAUGGCACAGGGCGUGAAGGAUCCGGAGUCCACGCACGAAAUCCCAGUUACGGCGGAGGACUCUACUUCUACGGAGGUCAAAGCAGAAGCUCCCACUGAGGUUACCUCCGAAGAGGCACUCGUUGAAAAGCCAUUGAGUCGCAAAGAAUCGAAGAAGAGGAAGAAGAAGGCAAAGAAAGCAGCUAAGGGAGGCCAAGACGAAACAAUGGAGUCAUCGGUUGCGCAAGAAGUGACCUUUCAAGAAGCAGCCGUAGAACAAGCGGUGCCGCUCGAGAAAGCGGUAGAGAACGUCUCCGAGAACGUCCCGCCGCAAGAGACUAGUCGCCAUGCUGUACAGGAAGAGAUCGGGGCUCAAAAGGAAGGUAUAGAGUCUCUUGCAGCACGUACAGAGCAUGAGGCCGAGCCAUCGCCAUCAGAUCCUACAUAUGCCGAUAGGCUCGUGAAACGCGAUAGUCUGCAGCCUGAGGAUCUAGAAGCUCAUUCUACAUUGGACUCGAGAAUUCCAGACAUGAAGGAUGAUGCAGAUGUGAGCGAGGGUGUGGCAGAGGUCCUUUCAGAAGACUCACAUCCUACACUACCCUUGGCACGAAAAUUCUCUAAGAAGGAGAAAAGAAGGGCCAAACAAAUUGCCGCAAAGGGGGCUGCUCAACCUGCACAGCCAGUGCAACAAGUCCAGGAAGGAUCUGAGAUCGUCCAAGCAGAAGUAUCUCUUGUAUUGCCAGCCACCAGCGCCGUGACCGUCGACAGGGCACCCAUCAACCCCUCCGAAGGUAAGCCUCAGGAAACAGACCCUAUGUUCGAGCAGCCCGCAGAGGAUGACAAUGGCUGGCCUUUGAUAGACUGGGGCAAGGCUCAGAUUGAAACUACAGAGCGAACCCCAGAUUCGUCGCCCGAAGCUCGUGCCAUACCUUUCGAACCUGGAAUAGCCGAGUUCGACGAGUCCGCCAUCCCCGAAGGCGUGAUCAGACGACCAAGUUUGCGAGGCAGAAAUAGCAAAGCGCGCGACUUCAGCCUGUCACCGAGACAAGAGCGUCAAGAAGGGCGCUUUCAGCAUGACAACGCGCCUCUAGCAACAGGCUCGACUAAUACGCACAACAAUCCGGUUACAACAAGCCAGCUGGAGGAUGUGGUUCAUGAAGGAGAUGAGGCGCAUUACAAUCAAUCCGCGACCGAGUCUAGCAAACCAAGUCUGGUGGCAAGCAUCUUUCCCGAGCUAGAGCGAGGCUUUUUCCGUCGGCCAGCUUCAACUCAAGACCUCGGGUCAGCAAAAGAUGGGGCUGAGGAAGAGACCAUUGGCAAGGAAGCGAUUCGCAACAGCGACAAGGUCUUGGAAGCUCCUAUCGCGACCAAAGAAAACCCAGACAUUGAGGAUUUUACGCUUGGGAGGACGCUUGAUGACAAUGUGACUACGAUACAGCAGCAGAAGGUAUUAUGGGAUGAACCGGAAGGCGCUGUAAUUGAUGUCGAGGUUGACCCUGCAUACAAUGUCUCCGUGCUUUCAGACGGGCCUCAUGAAGAAUCUCGGUCGGUUGAGAUUCAAUGGGAAAAGACCAAGGAUCAGGAUGCUACAGCAGAGGGUGAAUCGCCCAUCCAGCAUGAGACGCCUUUGUAUGCACCCUCACCGUUGCAGGAACGCGCAUCAGUGCUGGUUCGAUCCUCGCGGGCAGAUUCUACGUGUGGGCUCCGACGUAGCCCCUCGAUCCAUGGACGCCAUGGACAGAGCGCCUCCCCACGUCGACGACCAUGGUCUAUACAUGAGCAGCCAAGUGCAUCACCGCCAGGGGCGGGUCGGAGUUCGGUCUCGCCCCCACGGACGCCACUGCACACCAUCGAGGAAUAUGAACUGGGAGAUCGAUCGAAAAGACCCACCAGCCCCGGUCGCGGGACGCCCCGUCUGGAGAUGAAACCAGAGCAUGUGCUUUCACCACCUCCUCCCAAUCCUACAACUCCUCCGCCAAGCAGGAAAUUUACCGACAACGCUUUAGCUCGCCAGGGCUGGCCAACAUCAAACAGGAGCGAUAACGAUGAUGUGGUGGAAGUUCAAAAACGUCGACCAGAAAAGAGUCAGCGGACAAAAGAGCAGGAGCAGCAGCAGCAGCAGCAGCAGCAGCAGCAGCAGCAGCAGCAGCAGCAGCAAAGGGGGGAAGCGAUGAAGACGCCUGAGCACAAAAUGCCGAUCCUGCGACCAACCAGCGGCAGUGGACGAUCGUUGAGACGAACGCCUCGCAGUGUGAGCGGCAGUGAUUUGCGGGCGGUCAGUCAAGCCCAGCCUCCUCUUCCUCCCGUUCCUCCCGCUGUUUCUGGCUCUGGCUCUGGCUCUGGCUCCGCUUCCGCUUCCGACUUGAACUUGGAGCGCAUUGCUUCUUCCUCUUCUUAUGAUCCCGUCACCGACAAGGGCAAACGGCCCCUUCGGAACAUGACUGAUGUUUACGAGGGGUGGGGAGAAACACCCAGCUCGCCUCGGUCGCCGAGUCGACCGCCCAGCAUCCGCCAUCGUCGCAGCAUGCAACACCUCCAAGAACUCGAAUCCCGGCUUGAUUCUCUGAUCUCUGAAAAUCGCCUACUGCUUGCCGCCCGCGAGGCUGCUGAAGAUAAAUUGCGUAAUGCUAGCGUGGCUCGCCGCAAGAGCGACCAUGCUCUCAACAAAACCGAUGCUGACCUGCGCGACCGGUCAGCCGAAGUCGAACAACUCAAGAACUCGGUCGAGUGGCUGCAGAAAGAAGUCUCCCGACUGACUGGAGAGAAUGAAGGCUUACUGGUCACCAACUCGGGUCUAGUGGCGACCCAUGCACAAGAGAUCCAGGCUAUGCAGAGCACCUACGAUCGCAGAAUCGAAGAAUUGCAUACCGCGAACCAGCAGCUUUCGACAGAGAUGCAGACCAGAAUCUCUCAAGAAAUCGACGCCGCCGUUGCACAAAAGGACACAGAGCUGCGGCGACUACGGGAGGAAUUAGAGAAGACCCGCAACCGGGUCAAGCAACUCCAGCAGCAGAUCGCGGAGAAUAUGCGAGACGAGGUUCUCAUCUUCCGCGACGAGGAUUACUUCGAUGCUGCUUGCCAGAAACUAUGUGGACAUGUGCAGCAGUGGGUCCUCCGCUUCUCUAAGCAUUCUGAUCACCGUCGCUGCCGCAAAUUGAGCGACCUGCAAGACGAGAAGAUUGCCGACCGGUUCGAAAAUGCCAUUCUGGAUGGCUCCGAGGUCGACCUCUACCUUGCCGACCGUGUCCGACGCCGCGAUGUGUUCAUGUCGGUGGUUAUGACCAUGGUGUGGGAAUACAUCUUUACACGAUAUCUGUUCGGCAUGGAUCGCGAUCAGCGCCAGAAGCUCAAAUCGCUCGAAAAGCAGCUAUCCGAGGUGGGGGCGCGAAGUGCAGUGCAUCGUUGGCGUGCCACUACCCUGACCCUGCUGUCCCGACGACCAAUCUUUUCGAAGCAGCGGGAAACCGACACCGAAGCGGUCACUCUCGAGAUCUUCGAUACGCUCUCACGUCUUCUUCCACCGCCUAGUAAUGUUGAGGCCCAGCUUCUGGAUUCCCUGCGGAAAGUUCUGCGAGUUGCGGUGCAUUUGUCGAUUGAAAUGCGGACCCAGUUGGCGGAGUACAUUAUGUUACCGCCGCUGCAACCAGAAUACGAUACCAAUGGCGAUCUCGCCCGCCAGGUCUUUUUCAAUGCGUCGCUGAUGAAUGAGCGCAGUGGCGAGACUACGUCGAACGAGGAGCUGGAGUCUCAGCAAGCCGUGGUUCGUAUCGUUCUGUUUCCCUUGGUGGUGAAGAAAGGCAAUGAUGCAGGAGAUGGGGACGACGAAAUGGUCGUCUGCCCGGCGCAAGUGCUCAUUGCACGACCAAACAAGGAUAAGAGAGUGUCCAAGAUGCUUAGUGGCGACCGCAUGUCGCUCGAUGCCACCCGAUCGGUGCACAGCGCGGCUCCCUCGUCCACCAUGGACUUGAGCAACGUAAUUUGAGGCGUCACCCUCAAAUCGCGACUGGAUAACGCUCAGACUGGUGGAAGGGCAACACAGCACAUGGACUGGUCCGAUCUCUGGACCUUUCAUUUAUCCUCUCCCUUUUUCUCUUUCUCGCUUCCUACAAUAAUUUCCUUUUUCAGUGCAGCUACUCUGCAGGCGUCUUGGCUUGAAUUCGGGUCUUCAAAUGGUAAUGAAUAAUGCUAGAUGCAGAGGAACUGUUUCGUUUCUCAGCAUCUUCAAAACUGAUGAUGUUCAUGAUGAUGUCCGAUACCUUUUUUGUCUCUUAGAGUUGACGAUCUUACGGCCAUUUAUUUAUCUGGUGGUUGAAUUGUGUUUUGUUGGUGUUCUGUUAUUGUAUAUUUAUGGAUGUAUUUAAUGUAUGUACAGGACAGUGACAAUGUGAUGUCAUUGAUUG
Molecule: messenger RNA, 19746 nt
Organism: Aspergillus saccharolyticus JOP 1030-1
Lineage: Eukaryota; Fungi; Ascomycota; Eurotiomycetes; Eurotiales; Aspergillaceae
Gene: lah
Product: involucrin repeat protein
Exons: 3
Coding region: 120-19328 (6402 amino acids)
Source: RefSeq, a predicted model, not a curated record